This is a messenger RNA of Geodia barretti, 341 nucleotides long. NCBI's taxonomy places the organism in Eukaryota, Metazoa, Porifera, Demospongiae, Tetractinellida, Geodiidae. The record is from the annotation of a GenBank genome assembly.
AAUCUGCCGUCUUACCUAUACAUAGACUCUCAGCGAGAAACCAUGCGUGAAUGGAUAGCGUGGCCCUGCCCAUGCGCACACGACCGGGAGGGUUUUGUAUAAUAUUUUUAAGUGUUGACCAUGUGGAGACCAAGUGUCAGUAAGACGGCUGAAAUGUAUCAUGAUGCAUCUUCGGGGUUCUCUCGAACUACAAAUUUUUCAACAGCGCUAGCAGAAGUUUACGAAGCUCAUUUACAAGAAGUGGCAGCUCCACUGUACGCAAACAGGCAGAAUGCGCCUCCCUGUGAUUCCCCAUGACUCCCCAUGACUCCCCAGUCUCCCAGUGUCUCCCUAUGACUUCU